CCUGCUGGUGUCUUCACAAGUACACUGUAAGCACGUGAUUCGUAUAGGAGACGUUGAUGACGGGGGAUGGGAUGUUUGUAACGACACAGAAUACAGACCUUCCUCACCUUGUCUCGUUUACUCUUUCGGAGUGGCCGGGGACUGGUCGUUUGAUGAUGAAGUGUCCAAGAUUUAUGGUUGUGAAGUUCAUUCUUUUGAUCCAAGUAUAGGAAAGCCAGAUCAUAAGCGAUCGGACAAAAUAACAUUUCAUAAUCUUGGAUUGUGGGGCAGGCCUAAAGGAAAGAAAGGAAACUGGAACAUGAUGAAUCUCAAAGGGAUUAUAGAGAUGCUUGGACAUUCUGGGAAAAUUAUCGAUAUCCUCAAAAUGGAUAUCGAAUCCUCAGAGUGGGAAGCUCUUCCGGACAUGCUAGCGACCGGAGUGUUGAAGAACGUCAGACAGCUGGAUUUCGAGUUUCAUGGAGAGCCCAAUCCGAAUGAAAGCCAUCGUUCAAAAUUGAACGCAUUACGUAAUCUAAAUGAUCAGGGUUUCAAAUUGUUCUGGUCCCACCCUAACAUAGCGGGAGGUAAUCCCAAAACAUUCAGCGUAACAGGGCGACAAGUUAGCAGCUGUUAUGAAAACUACUAUCUUAAUACUAGACUUAAAAAAGAGUAAGAAUUUGACAUCGACGUGAACAAUGUUUCUGGACAAGUUCACUGCUUUCUAUGUCGGCAUUUCGGCAUAUGGUCAUAAUUAAGAGGUUGGUUUACGAAAACAGGAAUUUUUGGUUGUGAUUUAUAAUAAAAAGUGACUUUCAGACAGAAUUACACUACAGAAUGAUGACAAUUGGUUUUAAGUUUUCAUGACACCAACCAACUAGCAUAAUAAUUUUUAAAUUUUUUUUAAAAGAUGUUUCUUGAUAAUUUUGUCAGUUAACCGUUCAUCACACCACAAUCACCACGUGUAUUAUACAUAUAUUAUCACCAAAGACGUUAUAUGGGACAAAAGUAAAAUAUAUUA
Messenger RNA from Ylistrum balloti, 997 nucleotides. RefSeq names its product probable methyltransferase-like protein 24. NCBI's taxonomy places the organism in Eukaryota, Metazoa, Mollusca, Bivalvia, Pectinida, Pectinidae. The annotation marks the transcript as partial. The transcript has 3 exons. The record is from RefSeq and is a predicted model, not a curated record.